UCUUUUCCUAAUUUAUUUCGUAGACUAUCCAAUUGUUCAUUUGCAGAUUAUAUAAAAUUAGUAGAAAAAGAGGUAUCAAAGGUGGAUGAAAUAGAAAUGGGUGAAACAGAGACAACUUUGGCCAAAGAAUUGAGAAUUAUUGGUCUUAAGUUUUUACCGUCUGGUCUCGGUUUUUUAUGA
Molecule: messenger RNA, 180 nt
Organism: Racocetra fulgida
Lineage: Eukaryota; Fungi; Glomeromycota; Glomeromycetes; Diversisporales; Gigasporaceae
Source: the annotation of a GenBank genome assembly